This is a messenger RNA of Penicillium canescens, 1443 nucleotides long. Its product is annotated as putative CUE domain protein. Gene Ontology annotation, cellular component: nucleus. Gene Ontology annotation, biological process: DNA repair; DNA alkylation repair. Gene Ontology annotation, molecular function: ubiquitin binding; dioxygenase activity; zinc ion binding. The transcript has a single exon. NCBI's taxonomy places the organism in Eukaryota, Fungi, Ascomycota, Eurotiomycetes, Eurotiales, Aspergillaceae. The record is from RefSeq and is a predicted model, not a curated record. The coding region runs from base 1 to 1443 and encodes 480 amino acids.
AUGGAUAGCUUUGUUUCGAGGAAACGACGUCGACUGUCUAACUCGGGCGAGGAGUCCAGCUUGAACCAGGAGUCCUCACACCCGGAUGAUUCAACUGAUAUCAAGCUAGCAAUACUGCUAUCACUCUUCCCGGAAAUUAAACAGGAUGAGCUUCUGGAUGUUCUUGUCUCGUGUGACGGAUCAGUUGAAACUACAUCUGCCUUGCUCUCCACACAGGCUAUAGCGAGUACACCCUUGACCAAGAAGCGAGCAGCUCCUGCCUCGUCACUCGGCAUGCAAACAUCUCUCUCGUCGCAUGUAUUCACAACAGCCGAAGACGGGACCAUGAAACCAAUCAAUGAAACUGUAAAGAAAAGACGUCCCCCGCCAACCAAGAAGGGUCAGACACUCCACCUUUACUCACCCGAAGACAUUGCAGCCUAUACACCGUGCACAAUAGUCCACAAUUUCCUGCCAACUGAAGCAGCAAACGCACUUUUGGAGGAACUACUAGACGAGUCAAAGUAUUUCCAGCGGUACGACUUCCAGGUUUUCAAUCGCACCGUGCAAAGUCCUCACACACAUGCUGUGUACGUCUCCACGCCCGAGGAACACCGUCAACAAACCUCGGAAUACACCUACGGCGGAACAUAUCGGUCAAAUGUACGACAAGCCACGCCAAAGCUCCGCUCAGUGUCACGACAGGUACAAACAGUUGUCAACGAAGAGAUCCAGAAACGAAUACGAGACGUCUAUCCAGGCGGGAACAAAUUACAAUACCAAUCAUCGAAGGAGUGGAAACCAAAUGCAGCGUUUGUGAAUUGCUACGAUGGGCCAACGGAGAGCGUGGGCUAUCACUCAGAUGAACUCACCUAUCUCGGACCACACCCGGUGAUAGGAAGCCUAAGCCUAGGCGUCGCCCGUGAGUUCCGGGUACGGCGGAUAGUAGCCCAAGGAGAAGAAGAGGCCAACAGAGAAGCAAAUGAGGACAAAGACACGAGUCCAUCUUCAAAGUCCACAGAGAGCCAGGAAGCAUCGGCUGCACGUGCAGAUGCCCAAGGCCAGAUUUCUAUUCAUCUUCCCCAUAACUCGCUUCUCAUCAUGCACGCAGAGAUGCAAGAAGAAUGGAAGCAUUCUAUCGCUCCUGCUCAAACCAUCUCCCCACAUCCCAUUUCCGGGAACCGUCGCAUCAAUAUUACAUAUCGCUGGUAUCGGGAUACCCUGCACCCACGGUAUACCCCACGCUGCCGAUGUGGCCAGCACGCAAUCCUUCGAUGUUCACAACGCAAGCAAGAAACACGGGGCCGGUAUAUGUGGAUGUGCUAUGCGGGGUUUGCACCAGGAAAAGAAGGUUGCACAUUCUUCCAGUGGGCCGAAUUUGAUGACGAUGGGAACCCGGUGUGGGAUAAGAAAAGGAUUGAGGAUGAUGCGCCUACACUAGCGAAUUUCUCGGCAUCUCAAUAA